UUGAAAUUUUAAAAAAAAAUUACGUGAUUUUGUUUUCAAAAAGUUGAUGCAGUGAAAUGCUCAAAUGGUUCAACAGCCUUUAAUCAGUCGCCCGGUUCAUUGUUUUGUUACAAGAAAUCACUUUGUUAAUCCUUCAUUAUUUUCCCAUGAAAGCCAUACUGGAAAAGCUAAGAAAAUGCACAAAAUACGCAAUAGGUCAGAAGAUGCUAGAAAUAAUUACCACGGGAGGAAGCUGGAAAUGAAGAGGAAGCUGGAAAUGAAGACGGGUUAUGGUACAAUAUUCAUCUCCAUAGCCAAGUCGACUCCACCCGAUUGACUGCCAAGGAAAACGAAAUGGGUACCAAUCGCUCGAAAUGCAAGUUUGUACGGUGCCCUCUUAGCUGGGAUAUGGUCGUCGGCGCCGGUGAAUUUCAGAUGGACUCUGGUUGUCUUCUAUUUUGGGAGGGAAGGGCUGCUGUCUUCUAUUUUUGGAGGGAACAAAUGAGACUUCCUGGUAAAACAAUGGAGACUUUUAUGUUUUUUUUUUCUUUUUCUUUUGUUUUCUUUAUUUUUCUCUCUCUCUCUCUCGCCACAUAAGUCGAAUUCAAAAAUCUGUGAGUUUCCUGUAAAAAUAGUCUGUACCUAGAGUUUUUUUUCAUAAAAUUACUAUUACACGUUAGGCAUGUGAACAACAGGGAUCGUGUCGGGAUUUGGACGAUUCUUCACUGAUUCGAUGAUAUGAUGCACGUGUAACCUAAUCACUUUUCUAAAAAUCACAAGAUAAUUCACCUGUCAAUUCAAUAAUGAUUUUGCACUCCAUGCUCGUGGAACAUUAAGAAUUUUUGCAGUUGGCUUAAAAAUCCUUAUCAAUUAUGCAUGUUUACAUCCAGUGAGAUCUUUAUGUAUGCGGAACUUUCUGUUUACGCUGCAGCUGCACAUAAAAUCUCAAGCUAAAACUACAGAGCAGUCAUUGCUCAAAUCACUCUCCAAACUAUCAUCUCAUUUUCUUCAUUCAGAGAGCCAUGGUGUUACUACUACUACACAUAACAGACAAACCCAUAGACAAUACUUGGGCAAGCUCUUACUUUCACCAACCCAAACAAGUAAUAAUUCCAUUGUGUACUAUAAAACAGUCCACGCCCAAAUCAUUUUAUGUGGAUUCGAGAACAAUGUGUUUCUUAGUAAUGUUCUUAUUUCUUUGUACUCGAAAUGGGAGUCCAUACUUUCUGCCCGUUGUCUGUUUGAUAGAAUGCCUGAAAGAAACUUAGUUACUUGGUCUUCGAUGAUUUCUGUAUAUACUCAAAAUGGGCAUAGUGAAGAUUCCUUGAUAUUGUUUCGGGAGUACAGAAAAACUUGCAAGGAGAGUUCUAAUGAAUAUGUUUUAGCUAGCGUAUUUCGAUCUUGUACUGAAUUGGGUAGUGUUGAAAAUGGGACAUGCUUGCAUAGUUUUAUUAUUAAGGUUGGUUCUGAUAAUAAUGCCUAUCUGGGUACUUGUCUAAUUGAUUUUUAUUCAAAAACCAGUGAUAUGGAGUCAGCAAGAUUGGUUUUUGAUGAUAUGAAAUUGAAAAAUGUGGUGACAUGGACUGUGAUCCUGACUGGAUUUGCCAAAAGUGGAAGGGGUGAUAUUUCACUGAAUUUGUUUAGGCAUAUGGUAGAAACUGAAGUUGUUCCUGAUAGAUACAUGAUUUCUAGUGUUUUGGUUGCGUGUUCAAUGCUUGAGUUUCUUGAAGGGGGAAAGCAAGUUCAUGCUUAUGUGCUUAGGAGGGGUGGGGACAUGGACGCUUCACUGGGUAAUGUGAUUAUGGAUUUCUAUAUCAAGUGCGGUGAUGUGAAAAAUGGAAGAAAAGUUUUUCACCAGAUUGUGGUUAAGGAUGUGUUUUCUUGGACAACAAUGAUUUUUGGGUACAUGCAGAGUGGCCUUGAUUUAGAGGCUAUGAAGCUGCUUACUGAUAUGAACAGUCUAGGUUGGAAACCAGAUGGAUUUGCUUGCAGUAGCGUCCUCACCUCGUGUGGUUCUGUUGGUGCUCUUGAGCAGGGUAGAGAAAUACAUGCUUAUACCAUGAAGACCAAUCUUGAUACUGAUGAAUAUGUGAAGAAUAGCUUGAUUGACUUGUACUCAAAGAGUGACUGCUUGAUCGAUGCUGAAAGAGUAUUUCACGACUCGGAAAAUGACAGUGUGGUCUCUUAUAUUGCAAUGAUUGAGGGAUACUCAAGAAAAGGAAAUUCGUACAAGGCACUUGGCAUUUUCACCGAGAUGAGGCUUAAUUCGAUCCCACCAAGUUUACUAACGUUUUUUAGCCUUCUUGGAAUGUCAUCUUCACAAAUUGCAUUGGGAGUAUGCACGCAACUUCACUCUCUCGUGAUCAAGUUUGGGUUCUGUUUUGACAUAUCUGUUGGAAGUUCCUUGAUAGAUGUUUACUCAAAGUGUUCAUCUGUUAAAGAUGCGAGGCAUUUAUUCGAAGAGAUUGGUGACAAAGACAUUGUAGUUUGGAAUUCCAUGCUUUUUGGCUAUGCAAGUCAAUCAAAAAAUGAGGAGGCUCUUAGGCUCUACUUAGAGUUGCAGCACAGUGUACAGAGGCCUAAUGAGUUCACUCUGCUUGCCAUGCUAAUGGCAUGUAGUAAUCUAGCAUGUCUGUUGCAUGGUCUCCAGUUCCAUAACCAAGCAAUAAAGCUGGGUCUCGACUCUGGUCCGUUUGUUACAAAUGCACUUGUCGAUAUGUAUGCAAAGUGUGGAAGCAUAGAAGCAGCACGAAAAGUUUUCAAUUCUAUCGUUCAUAAAGAUAUUGUGUGUUGGAAUUCAAUUAUAUCAAUGUAUGCGCAGCAUGGGGAUGCUAAGACAGCUCUUGAAAUAUUUGAGGAAAUGAAAAACGCAGGAAUGCGUCCCAAUUAUGUCUCCUUUGUUGGUGUGCUGUCGGCAUGUUCCAAUGUGGGGCUUUUAGAUGAAGGAUUCAAUUACUUUGAGUCCAUGUCUAGAUAUGGGAUUGAGCCAGGAAUUGAGCAUUAUACCUGCAUGGUUUCUCUAUUUGGUCGAGCUGGUAAGUUGUACGAAGCAAAGGCUUUUAUCGAGAAAAUGCCAAUACAACCAGCAGCUAUAGUUUGGAAAAGCUUUCUCGGCCCAUGCCAAGUCACUGGUAAUCUGGAACUGGCUGAACAUGCUGCUGAGAUGGCCAUUUCAAUUGAUCCAAAGGACAGCGGUUCAUAUACCUUACUCUCAAAUCUCUUUGCGUCUAAAGGCAUGUGGAUUGAUGUAAAGAAGGUGAGGGAGAAAAUGGAGAAAAAUGGGGUGGUGAAAGAAAUCGGGUGUAGUUGGAUAGAACUAAACAACGAAGUGCACUUAUUCUUUUCACGAGACAGAACUCAUCGCGACACUGAUUUGAUUUAUGCUCUGAUUGGCCGCUUGAUUAAGCAUAUGAAAGGAAUGAGUUACGAGCCUCCCAUGUUAUGUGAUUGAUGUUCUUCAAAUGUAAAAUCAUUCUAGUACUCAAAAUUCUUCUUCCCUUUUUUGAAUCUCUUUAUUUUUGGGUGCAUAAAUGUUCUACACCGUGCUAGAUAUUGAGAUAUUUAAAGCAAAUAGGCUUUUAGCAACUACAUCUUGUGUAAAGUGAAAUGUGUUUAUAUGGUUAUACAUUGACCAUUGCUUUUCCAUCCAUUUCAAUAAAUUUCGGGUGAUAUAUACUUAGAAUAUUCA
Molecule: messenger RNA, 3667 nt
Organism: Olea europaea var. sylvestris
Lineage: Eukaryota; Viridiplantae; Streptophyta; Magnoliopsida; Lamiales; Oleaceae
Product: pentatricopeptide repeat-containing protein At4g39530
Exons: 1
Coding region: 884-3430 (848 amino acids)
Biological process (GO): RNA modification
Molecular function (GO): RNA binding; protein binding
Source: RefSeq, a predicted model, not a curated record